AUGGCCAAAAACAAGGAGCUUUGCGGCUUAGAAGCCGCCCGCGCGGCCGCCAAGAGCGCACAGCUGGCCGCGCUGCAACAGGGCGCCACAGCGCAGAAGUGCGGAGAAUACGCAGGAGCAGCUGCUGCCAAGCACGGCCAGGAGCAGGGCCUGGAGCCUUCCAGGGCGGCAGAAGCCGCGCUGCGAGCAGCAGGCGAAGCCUACGUGGCCGCGGCCGCGACAACACCCGGCGGCGCCUCUUCGGAGGAAGCGGGACGCGUGGCAGCGGCUGCUGGACUUGCCCAUGGUCUGGACUCGGAUUUGGUGCCCAAGUUCUCCAGCGAGCUGGCUGGCGAGGUGGCGGCGGAACUGGCGCUGCGACGCGGCUUGGCCUUUGCGCCACUGGCAGCGGCCAACACGGCCUUUCGUUGUGCCAAACGGCAGGGUGCAGCGCAGAACGCCCUGACCUCCGCAGCCUUCGCCGCCGGCGCAGCUGCCAGCGCCGCCGCCGGCGGUGCCGCGGCCGAGAGUGCCGCGGCGGCGGCCGGGGAGGCAGCCAUCAAGGCAGCCCGACAGUUGGGUGCUUCAGCGGAUCUGACAGUGGACCUGGCAGCAGCGGUGGCUGGCAAAGUCAUGGCAGAGCGCUGUUUCGCCACGGGCUCCGCAUCUGCCGAAGCAGCUGGCCGGGCAGCAGCGGCGGCGGCCGCAGAGGCGGCUGCAGGUUUGGGCAUGGCCCUGCCUGCACUGCAACAGCGCCAGGCCUUGGCUGCAGCCAAGGCUGCGGGCCAGGUCGGUGCAGAGGAGGCUCUGAAGAAAUCACUCAGUGCGCCAGAGGUGGCAGUAGAAGCAGCCAAGGCCGCCAAAGAUAUGGCCAUGAAACACAACUUGAGCCAGACCAACGCCCUGGCCGCCGCCGCGGCCGCUGCGGGCGCCGCGGCGGCCAAAGUGGCCAAAGAAACGACCACGGCGUCACCAGAGAAGGCGGCCGAGGAAGCUGGAAAGGCUGCCGCCAAGGCAGCUGAAGGAUCUUGUGUGGCUGAAAAUGCUGCUAGGGCAGCAGCAAAUGCGGCUGCUGAAGCCACUGAAGCUGCAGGCCUCACGCCCUGGGCCGUGGCCAGCGCGGCCGGCAAGGCGGCCGCCAGGGCGGCGGAGCUGGAAG
Cladocopium goreaui is the source of this 1138-nucleotide messenger RNA. The record is from the annotation of a GenBank genome assembly. NCBI's taxonomy places the organism in Eukaryota, Dinophyceae, Suessiales, Symbiodiniaceae.